AUGUCCACAACAAAUUUCAGUAGCGGUGGAAGUCACACGAAAUCAUUUCAAGAACUGCAAUGCUCUCCCUCUUUGGUGAGUGGGCUUCAACAACAACUAUCGAUCUUCUUCGUAGCGGUUGACAUUUUCCUCUCCAUUACGGCAUUUGCUGGGAAUUCUCUCAUCCUUGUUGCCCUUUCCAAAGAAUCUCCCCUACAUCCGCCGUCCAAACUCCUGUAUCGUUGUCUGGCAACCACUGAUCUGUUGGUUGGGCUUGUUCCCCAGCCUCUCAAUGCUCUCUACUGGGUGUCCGUGUUUCAAGAAAACUGGAGCCUUUGUCGCUACGCAUUUGACGCAACCAUAACCACAGCCUAUGUAUUGCUUUUAGUGACUCUGAUGACGAUGACGGCCAUAAGCGUGGACAGACUUCUCGCCGUGAUGUUGGGACUGAGAUACAAACAAAUUGUAACUUUGAAGCGCACGUAUAUUAUUUUAACUACCUUCUGGGUUUUUAACCUUGUCGCCUCUUUAAGUGGAUUUUUUCAUCACCCUAUAAUCUUUCUGUACAGCUCCUUAGUUACAUCAUUUUGCCUGGUAAUAUCACUCGCAUCGUACGCAAAGAUUUUUUGCAUUCUAAGAUAUCAUCAAGCGCAAGUGCGAGAUAAACAGCCGGCGAGCCAAACAAAUACACUGAACAUGGCGCGAUUCAGAAAGGCAGUAGACAGUACACUGUGGGUGCAGUUAGCAUUAGUUGUUUGUUAUACACCAAUAUGUACAGUGUCAAUUGUGAUCGCUCUUACUAAAAAAUACUCAUUACUCUUAUUCGUCACACAGAAAGUAACAGUUAUUUUACUUUACUUUAACUCGACCUUAAACCCGUUCCUAUACUGCUGGAAGAUUAGUGAAGUGAGACAAGCAGUGAAGCAGACAAUUAGAGAAGCACUUUGCUGA
Molecule: messenger RNA, 930 nt
Organism: Pocillopora meandrina
Lineage: Eukaryota; Metazoa; Cnidaria; Anthozoa; Scleractinia; Pocilloporidae
Source: the annotation of a GenBank genome assembly